Drosophila ananassae is the source of this 2070-nucleotide messenger RNA. RefSeq lists its product as uncharacterized. The transcript is spliced from 2 exons. NCBI's taxonomy places the organism in Eukaryota, Metazoa, Arthropoda, Insecta, Diptera, Drosophilidae. The record is from RefSeq and is a predicted model, not a curated record. Bases 77 to 1921 code for a protein of 614 amino acids.
GGACUUCAGGUCGGAGGUUCGUCAAAUUUUUGUGCGAGAAUUUAGUUAAAUUUCAAUUUUUCGAAAUCUGUGUGAAAUGGCUCUCAGUCGUCAAAAAGGAGGAGCGAACUGCCCACCCUGCGGUCCUUGCUGCGGCCCACCAUGUCCUCGUCCCGGGGUUCCGCCCUGCAUUCCCUGCCAGCCACCAAUGGUUCGUCUUGAUAAACUCUGGCCCGAGCCCUAUGAUCCCUGCUCUUUUAAGAACUGCCUCAUUUUCGGAUCCCAUGACGAGCCCUACGUCCAGGCCUUCGAUCCCAAGGUGUGUUCGCGUAUGCGUCGCAGUGACAUUGAUCGAUCCCUGGGCUACCCCAUUGGAAUAGUGGCGGGAACAGUGCCAGUCAAGGGGGGAAUCCCCAACAAGGAAGCUGUGCAGUACGCCGCCAAUCUGAAGGGCUUCGCUCAUUCCUACUACACCAGGCGGGACGAAUGGAAGCCAGAGAUGGUAGACUUCGUGGUGAACGAGGGGCAGGUGCUCUACAAUGACUCCGAGAACAUGGAGCUUCCCAAUAUGACCGAUGCCCCGGAUGUCUACGACGAGAACGAGGUGAAGGUAACGCGCCACUUCAAGAUCAACGAAAUCGAGUUCGCCUUGGAGUUGGACGCGGCUUUCGAGCUGUUCGGCUAUCCGAAUAUCAUAAGGAAUGUAAGGAGGAUCCUGCGCGCCUUCUUCAAGAAGUACAAGUGUGGACUCUUCUUCACCCCCAACUGGUACAUGCUGAUCUGGAAGGAGAAGGGCGUCUGGAUGGUCCUCGACUUGAAUGGCCGGGAAGUGGACACUUUGAAGCCGAAUUCGGAAAGCGGCUAUCCAGUGCUGUUGGCCCUCAAGUCCCUGGACAAUGUCAUCUGGCUGAUCAAGAAGGAGAGCGACUUGGAGAAGACCCAAGAGUUCACCAUCAGAGAGAUCUUAGUGGUGAGGUUGGCCACUCCCGGAGCCACGGGCCAAAGCUGGGAGCGGGAGCAUGGCAUGCGGAUGAGCGAGUAUGAUGUGAUUGCCUCGGACUAUGCCUAUCUCAAGUCCAAUCUUCAUCUCACCCUGAAUCCCAACGACGCCCUGAGGAAUCGCAGCGCCCUGCCCGUGGCUGUGGCCACAGCCUUGGCCUCCAAAAUCGAUCAUCCCGCCACCUGGGACAUGAAAAUGUACGACAAGGUCAUGUGCUAUGGCGUCAAUAUGUGCAAGAACUGCUGGGAGCCGUGUGUGGAUCUCAGUAAGCCCAUGGAUCUGGAUGAGUUUCCCCGCCAGAUCCGUAUGGGACAGUUUGUGGCCGAGAUCCUGCUCUCCCCGAACGUCUACGAGGGCUGGUGGAAGUGCGUGCCCAUGUACAAGUUCAACGAUUUCCAUCUGAUGCUGGAGAAGGCCCUCAACCAGAACGACUACGUCAUCUUCCAGAUCAACAAUCAGAUGUACUCGUUGUGGAAAAAACACGACUUUAUCUAUUUGAUGGACCCGUAUCGCCACAAUAUCGUGGGCCGCAUCCUGGAGGAGGGCGAGGACCCGAAAAGCGCUUCGAUUCGAAUGUUUGGGAACAUGGACCGUCUGCUGAGUGUCUUUCAUCAGAUCCUGCUUGAAUCGAAUCGAUCAGCCAUAUUUCACAUUCACACCUUGAAGAUCAGGAAUAUCACGGAGUGUCCUCCAGGGACAGCUCCGGCUCUUCUGCCUCCCGACGAGGAUGUGGAAGUGCGUUCCCUCAACGAGAACAUUCGCUUCGACGAGAACUACGACAAGUGUCUGGAGGAGCUGGGCGAGAUCAGCGACUACGAGGAGGAUUUGGCCUCGGAGGUGGAGCCGAUUAUCGAGAUCAGUUCCUCGGAGGAGAUGGUCGAGGAGGAAGAGGGCGGCGGUGGCGGCGAAGUCGAAGGCGGCGAGGGCGAGGACGACGAUUAAAAGUAGAGCUGAACUUUGGUUUUUUUUACGACAUACUUGUACACAAAAAAAAGGUCCUUUGGCGUGUAGAAUUGAACAGUUUAGUAUUUCAUCUCUUGAUCGGUUCUGGAUAUUUCACUUAAAAAUUAAAAGUUUAAUAGUAAGAGUAA